Molecule: messenger RNA, 582 nt
Organism: Penicillium vulpinum
Lineage: Eukaryota; Fungi; Ascomycota; Eurotiomycetes; Eurotiales; Aspergillaceae
Product: zinc finger HIT domain-containing protein
Exons: 2
Coding region: 1-582 (193 amino acids)
Source: RefSeq, a predicted model, not a curated record
AUGCCUGGUUCCUGUGAGGUUUGCUCUUUAGAGCCCUCAAAAUACCGCUGUCCCACAUGCGCACUGUUGAGUUGCUCACUCGCAUGUACCCAGUCACAUAAGAUAUACUGUGCUCCGAAAGCACCAUCGAACGAGGAACCGAGUAACACCCCGGCUCCCGAUGUCGAUCCCACACCCAAAAAUGAUAGCAAGGGCCCUGAACCUAUAGAGCCAACUGGCACCAAAGCUACUGUGAUCACCCCUGCAGCAGUGGGGGCAUCGCCAGAGAUGAAAGAACUUCUCAGCCAGUACCCAGAACUCCGCAGUCAGCUACAAGAAAUGUUUCAGUCAACCCUGGAAGAAGAAUGGGUAGAAUCAUACACAGCCCCUGCACGAGGGCGUGGGCGUGGCCGCGGGCGAGGUCGCGGAGGGUCUACUCCUCGCAGCCGUGGCCCCUGGACGUCUGAGAAAGGCUUCAACCGCGGCCUGGGUAGAGUCCGCAAGCUGAGACAGGAUUGCGAGGAAGGAACAGAGACUGGCAAGACCGCUGAGGCUUUCAUGCGGUUUAUGGCGCUUGUUAAACAGGGCGGUGCCUCAGCCUGA